AUUGCAUUGUGACGGCCAUGACCGCGGCGUGCGCCGACGUGGCCUCGUCACCGCAAAAGGAAGGGACCGUGUCCAUCGAUGACUUCAAUGGGACCAAGCCCAUCUCCAGUCCCCGUUCGAUUGAGGCUUGCGCGGCAGUUGGCAUAACACCCGAUGACUUGAUGCCUCGAACCAUAGCGUCGUUUGCAUCGCCGAAAGAAGACUUGAGUUUUACCAUGAAGCGCGCUGAGCGGUACGAGCAACGCCGUGUUCAGUUGCUUGAUCAAGUUCGCGUGGCUCGACAACGCCAAAUGGAUCAAGAGGUAUCGUCGGCCCUUGGACGCUCCGUCUACCGAUCGGGGGUCCAUACGAGGCCUUCGUCGUCGCCGAGUAAAUCGGCGAGACAGUCGAGCCCCGUGCUGCGGACCUCCCACCACAAACCGAGUGGCAGCAACUUUACACCUUCCGUUGUCGAGGACAGCACAGUUGUCGAAAACGAACGCCGACGCCUCGAAAAGAUCCAACUGCGUCAAAUGACUGAGAUGCAGCAAAUGAUCAACUGGGAAAUCAAACAAGCCGAGAUGGAAGCAAUGCAGACGGAGCAACUUGCGAUGCGGAAGCGGCAAGAGGAAGCCAUCGAGCGAGAAAAGGCGAGGAGAUUGAAAGACGCCGACGAAGCGCGUCGGCAGCGUGAGCUCACCAAGCGACAAGUGCAGCUGGAAGAAGUCGCGGCAGCGCGCGCGUUGGCGUUGCGAGAAUUCGCCGAGGCGAAAAAGCGCAAAGAAAUCGAGGAUCAGGCAAAAUUGGCGUGGAAGAACGAGAUGGUCCAACGCGAACGGGAACGCUUACGCAAAGCUGAGGAGCACAGACAACAGACCCAAAACAUUCUGAGUGAAUUGGAGGCACAGGCCAUGAAACGAAUGGAGGACAUGGAGCGCCGCGACAAAGUGCGCAAGGAAAAACUCGACCGGCGUCGCCACGAGAAAAUAGCCGAAAUCUUGGAAAAGACGGCCAAGAAUAAAGAACGAAUCAUGAGUGUCAUGAACGACAAAGACAGGCUGCUUCAAAUGCAACGCGAGGCGUACGCCCAACGCCAAGCGGAUAGUGACGCGCGGCGACUUCGACUAGAGGCCGAACAAGCUGCACGACGGCAACAGCAAGCUCGUAUCGACGCCGAGCGAAAGGAAGCCGAGAUUGCGACGCGGGAGCACCAGAAACAACUAGAAACAGAACGGCGGGAGCGACUGCUGGACGCCGAGCGCGAGGCCGAGAUUCGAUUACACAUUCGUACGCAGGAAAAGGAAGAACUGCGUCAGCGCCGCCGCGAGGAGGAAGAGAUCAAAAACAUGGAGAGGAUUCAAGUCGCCAAUCGGAUGCGGGAGACAGAAGCCGAGCGACAGAGUCAGAUUUUGUCCAAGUCACAGUCCAAGGGCCAGCGCGCCGAGAUGAUGCAGCACAAGCGAAAACUGGAGAUGCGAGCCAAAUGGGAGGAAGCAAAACUGCGGGAGGAGGCGAUUCAGGACGCGUUGCAGAGGAAGGCUCGGCGAGAUGACUACCAUAAGAGCGUCCUCAUGUCCAAGUUGGAAUGCGACCAAGCACGUACGGACGCCAUUAAAUGCCAAAAGGAAUCGAUAUUGCAGCAACGUCGACGAGUCAAACAACAAGCCGAAAUCCAGCGCCAGGAGAUUUUGAGCAGCUUUUACAAAAUGAAGAUCACGAAAAAAUUCAACCUCCAAGCUGUCGAGAGCGUCUUGGGGUCGACAACUUCCCGGCCGAAGACCGCUCGAGGUGGUGGAACAAGCCCUGCAAAGAUUAAAUCGAACAACCACAAGAUCUCCACUCGACCAAAAACCGCACCGAGAGGCGGAGUGCGGCGGCCGAAAACGCCCCAGACACGACCAGCCGUGGCUUCCGCAGUGUGCCGUCAACGGUACUCUUCUUUCGCUGCGUCGUCGAACGCCGUUGACUUUGCUGCGCCCAGGUACAUCAGCAAGCACAUCUCGAGGUAUCCGUCGAACAAGGACACAGCAACUCCUGAACAAGUUGCCGAAUUGGCGCCUCAACCUCAAGCCUCAAAACCGACGAUGGACCAACACUUGGAAGCGUUCCGACGACGGCAAAACCAAGAGUUGCUUCGAGUGCUCGAGGAAGAACAAGCUGCGGAGGAGCAGCGUGAAGUCAUCAUGCAGCAGGCGCGGGAUUCGAGUGAACGCAGCCGCCUUGAGAAAAUCUUCGGUCUCGAGCGAAGCCAAGCAAGUGAACGCAUCAUGCGGCUUACGGAGGAGCACGAAAUCAUGUUCAAUCAGCAUUUGACCGAGCUUCGACAACAGGCUGAUGGCAUGUAAAUAAUACAGCUUGUACAAAACAAAC
Aphanomyces invadans is the source of this 2349-nucleotide messenger RNA. RefSeq lists its product as hypothetical. Lineage: Eukaryota; Oomycota; Saprolegniomycetes; Saprolegniales; Verrucalvaceae. Bases 18 to 2324 code for a protein of 768 amino acids. The record is from RefSeq and is a predicted model, not a curated record. The transcript has 8 exons.